AUUACCCAGAAUUCCUGUCGCUCUCCUGCAAGCUGGCUCCCUCCGCUCUGGGAGUGUUUCGCAUUUAAACAAACACGGUCCUGCCGAAGAUGGCGGAGAGUUUGUAAGGCGUAAAGAAACUGCUCUGUUCAAUGAAAGCGUCGAAGCCGAGAUGUUGAGACAUUGAAGCAGCACUAGACCCUGGAUGGAGCUUGACUGGGGCUUAUACUGGUCAAGGUGCUGAUAUGCGCUGAAGAUGAGUGGCGUAGGAGACAACUCGUUGGAGCCGCUGUGCUCUGACCGUAAACGUAAACUGUCCACCUGUGACACACCAGGCUUAGGGUGUGACAAGCGUCGGAGGGAACAGGAGAGCAAGUACAUCGAAGAGCUGGCUGAACUCAUCUCUGCCAACCUCUCCAACAUCGACAGCUUUAACGUCAAGCCUGACAAAUGUGCCAUCCUCAAGGAGACCGUGAGACAGAUCAGACAAAUCAAAGAGCAAGGAAAGAGCUCUUGCAAUGAUGAUGAUGUCCAGAAGGCGGAUGUGUCCUCCACUGGUCAAGGGGUCAUUGACAAGGACCAUCUGGGACCACUGCUCCUGCAGGCCUUGGAUGGUUUUCUGUUCGUGGUUAACCGAGAGGGCAGUAUUGUAUUUGUGUCCGACAACGUGACGCAGUACCUACAGUACAAGCAAGAGGAGCUGAUCAACACCAGUGUGUACAACAUCAUCCAUGAUGAGGACAGGGAGGAGUUUCACAAGAAUCUACCCAAGUCCACUGCACCAAAUGGGGCGUCGUGGGGUGCAGAGGCACCCCGGCAGAAGAGCCACACCUUUAAUUGUCGUAUGCUGGUGAACUGUGUUCACGGUCAGAGUCAUGGGGUGUCAGAGGAGAGGCCUGGGAGCCAACGCUAUGAGACGAUGCAGUGUUUUGCACUGACUCAACCUCGGGCCAUGAUGGAGGAGGGAGAAGAUUUGCAGUCAUGUAUGAUCUGUGUGGCGCGACGCAUCAUUGCAGUAGAAAGGACAGAGAGGUUUAGCACUCGCCAUGAACUGUCUGGUAAGCUGAUUGAAAUUGAACAGCAGGCCUCUCUUCACACCACAAUGCGUCCAGGCUGGGAGGACCUAGUGAGGCGCUGCAUGCAGAUGUUCCUCCAUCGAAGUGAGGGACAACCAUGGUCCUACAAACGCCACUAUCAAGAUGCUUUUCAUAAUGGCCAUGCGGAGACCCCACUCUACCGCUUCUCACUCUCUGAUGGCACUCCAGUCACAGCCCAGACCAGGAGUGACCUCUGCAGGAAUUCCAACACCAAUGAGCCACACUUUUUUCUCUCCACACACUUGCUACAGAGGGAGCAGAGUGGUUAUCGUGCAAAUCAGGGUGGAGGCAUGAGGCCUCAAAAUAUGGGUGUGAACAAUCCCAACCAACAGAUGAACAUGGGUCCAGGAGGAGGAGGCAUGGGCAUGAACAGGGGCUACAGUAUGGCUGAACAGGCCAAUAUGCCACAAAGAGGAGUGCCUCCAUACGCGGGGAACAACCGCAUGAAUCCCAUGAACCAGAUGAAUCCUAUGAAUCAGAUGAAUCCCAUGCAUCAGAUGAAUCAAAUAAAUCCCAUGAAUCAGAUGAAUCCCAUGCAUCAGGUGAACCAAAUGAGUUCCAUGCAUCAGAUGAACAACAUGGGUCAGAUGAAUCAGAUGAAUUCCAUGCAUCCAAUGAACUCCCCCAUGAACUCGAUGAACCAAAUGGGACCUGUGAAUCAGAUGGGUCAACAUGGGAUGCAUCAACAGCAGCACCAGCAUCCUCAGAUGGGUCAGUUCCAUGGAGGUGGAGGCGGACCUGGAGGUGGAGGGUAUGGGAUGGGAAUGACUAGCCCACCUCAGGCCAGUUCAGGGAUUAAUCCCCCACCACACAACGUCAUGGGUUCACCCAGAGUCCGAGGAAGCCCCAAGAUGGGUGCCAGCCCCUUUUCUCCUGGAGGUAUGAACUCUCCCAUGAGCUCCAGUCAUCCUUGUAACCCUGGAGGAGGAGGAGGUGCAGGAGGAGGAGGAGGCACCUUCUCCAGCAGCUCCUUGAAUGCCCUCCAAGCCAUUAGUGAGGGUGUGGGCAAUCCGAUGCCCUCCCCCCUCACUUCUCCUUCCUCACACAAGCCUGACAGUUCACCGAGCAUUAACUCCACCAACCAGGGACCAGGGGGACCCUGUAAACUCCCAGUCUACUCUGACUCCAAGAGCCCAGGCAGCUCACUGGUUACUGGAGGAGAGCAGCAGUCUCAGCAGCACCCACACACCCCCACCAGUGAGGGCCCUCCUGACAAGCCAGACAGCCAGGCCAGUAGAGAGGCGGGUCCAGCCGGGGGAGAAUCCAACCGACGGGUCCCUGACAACAAGUGCCACAAAAAGCUUCUGCAGCUCUUGACUUCCCCGACAGAUGAGUUGGUGCCACCUAAUCACACACCAACCUCUGGGCCCAGCUCCACGCCUGAGGCUAAAGAUGGAUCAGCCAGCGUCACCAGCCCUGCAUCUUCAACAGGAGUGUCCUCCUCCACGGGCGGGAAUCAUGGCACUGUGUCCUCCUCUGGCCCCGCCGGACAUUUAACAAGUCAGUCACUUCAGGAGAAGCACAAGAUCCUCCACAAGCUCCUGCAGAAUGGGAACACUCCCGACGAGGUUGCUCGCAUCACAGCCGAGGCCACUGGGAAGGGCACCCUGGAUUCAGGAGCACCAGAGCCGGUGCCUGUAGCCACUGGAGGGGCUCGGGGAUCAGAAUCAAAGCAGGAGCAGCACAGUCCUAAGAAGGAGAAACCCCACGUUCUCCUUCACUACCUCCUCAAUAAGGAUGACUCUAAAGAAGGUGGUGAUAUCAAGCCAAAGCUGGAGGAGCUGGAGGGGAGAGGAGCUCAGGGUGCAGGGGUCACCAGCUCUGACCCCCACUGCAUGGAUGGGAAAGUCAAGUUGGAGCCAUCUGAUGAAACUGAGACCCUAGAGACCAUCCUGGGCGUCCCGAGGAGCAACUCUGGCUUCUACCCUGAACCAGAUUCCAGAGCAGGAAAAGAAGUGGGAAAGAAAUCAGGAAAUAUACCUGACAGUUUACAUGAGGGGGAGAGAGGCCCCAUGCCUCCUGCUCAGCGUGGUGCCUAUCAAAGAGCCUUGUCCCUGGAUGCCAAGCCCAUGGGUGGUGAGGCAGCAAUAGGAGGCGGGCUGGCUGGGAGAAGGAAUGUCCCCUGUCCCACAUUGGUCAAACAGGAGAACAUGGAUGCUCCGAUCCGAAGUGGGCCCGUUCCCAAUGGUUUUCCAGGAGGCGUGUGUACACCGCGGGGCAAUCCACCAAGAGGUAUGGGCAGAGGAAUGGGAAUGUCCCAACGCCCUCCCAUGUCAGGGCCAGGGGACUGGGGGAUGCCGAGAUCCAGCGGCAGCCCUGUGGCCGGACCAGGACACCCUGGCAUGGGCCGCGCUGGUCCAAUGGCAGGACCCAUGAUCAACCGCUCCAACAGCGUACCUGGAAACACCAGGUCUAUGCUGCAGCAGCAACUCAUGGAUAUAGGUACCAAUGAAGCAAAUAUGGGUAUGAACCGGUUUGGCGGGCAUGCGCCCCCACCUCAGUCCCCCUCCUGGCCAGACUCUGCUAUGGGAAUGGAUGGACCACAGAGGAACACAAGCAGGGACCAGUUUGGGAACCCACUGGAAGAGCUGCUGGGGCCCCUGGCCAACAAUGAAGGCCCAAGUGAUGAACGGGCACUUCUUGACCAGCUGGAUUCUCUGCUCAAUACCGCUGAUGUCAUGGCCCUCCAGGAGAUAGAUCGAGCCCUUGGCAUCCCUGAAAUAGUAGGCCAGACCCAGGGACCAGAAGGCCACCAGCAGGGCCAGGAUCAAGGCCCGGGUCAGUGCCCGCCAUCAGAGCCUUUCCCAGGGCCAGACUCCUCCUUAGGCAUGGACCAAAAACCCAUGUAUAACCAGGGCUACCCCGGGCCCCCAGGUCCACCCUCUGUGGGCAUGCAGCCUGGUUAUGGUGGCAACACCAUUCAGGGUCAGUCUCCUGGAGGCUUCAACCCCAUGAUGAAUCAGAUGGGCCAGACAGGGGGUUUCCCUGGCAUAGCGAAUAUGGGCAACCCCCGGGCCAACAUGAUGCGACCUCGCAUGAUGACUGCCACCAAGCCUCUCCGACUGCAGCUGCAGCAGAGACUACAAGGACAGCAGUUCAUGAACCAGACCCGACAAGGCAUGAAGAUGGAACAUCCCCCCAGAGGAAACCCUGCCAUGCAUCCUGGCAUGCAACCUGGCAUGCAGCCUGCAGGCAUGGGUGGUCAGCCUGGUUUCCUGAACGCCCAGAUGAUGGCUCAGCGGAACAGGGACUUCAUGACCAUCUCCCAGAUGAAGAGGAUGAUGAUGAUGCAGCAGCAACAGCAGCAGGGACAGGGGGCAGCAGGAGGCUUCAGCCCACCUCCAAAUGUCACAGCACCAGGAGGCAUUGACAGCCCCAUGGGCGGUCCUCCCAUGAACCAGCCUGGACAGCAGGGCUUCAACUAUGGUGGUAAUUUUGGGAUGAACCAGCAGGGGGACCCAUCAUUCAUGGCUCCAGGUAGCAGCCCACCAGGAAACAUGAUGCAAGGACGAAUGGGAGGUCCUCCUCAGAACACCAUGAUGCCAGGAAUGCAGGGCAAUCCACAGGGAGCGCCCAUGUACCCAUCUGGGGACAUGAAAGGCUGGCCACAGGGCGGCAUGCCACACAGCAACUCAUACCCCCAGCAGCAGUUCCCUCAGCAGGGUAACCAGGGCCAGUUUGGACCCAUGAUGAUGAACAACUCCAUUGGUGGACCUGGGCCAGUCAGUGGGGCCAGCGUGGGUCAGAUGGGCCAAAUGCCAGGGCAGAGACAUGGCCAGAUGCAGGGCCAAAUAAGCAUGAACCCCAUGGGAAUGGGCAGAAUGCCAAUGGGACCUGAUCAGAAAUAUUGCUGAAGACUCCGUCCGUGGCUGUUGGCAGAAUCUGGAGUCUUUCAGCUCUGGCAGAGCAAUCAGAGCGAUCAGAGCCCUGAGAAGAGCUGGACCUACACACACACACACACAAACACACACGCUCACACACAGAGUACGGGUUCUCCAGUCUGAAAUGUGAUGCAGGUGACCUAGCACGACACUGCUCAUCCCAGAGGAAGUGCGCUAAAAGGACAAAGUUGUGCUUGGCUUAAUCCCAAACUGAAGCCUCACAUACUGUAACUCUGCUAAGGUGAUGCACGAACACAAAAUGUCUGUGUGUGUGUGUUUGUGUGCGUGUGUGUUUCCACGUUCAUGUGUGUUCAUGUGAAUGACCUGGAGCUGUCGGGCAGUAUUCAGUGUCACGGCCAGGCUGCAGAACGGGACUACGGUACAACUGGCUGUGGCAGCACUUUACCCGGAUGCUUCUGUGUGGAAUAAAGAUUGAUGCAAUAUUUCUUCAUCAUUACAGCCUUACUAGAGAUUCAAUGCCUUCACAACAAUAGGUUUCUGAAUUGUUUUUGUUUUUUUCCUUCUUCUUAUCUUUUGCGCCUCAUUUUUGAAGUCAUUGGAAGCUAUAAGCACACAGAUUGCUAUGUUAUGCAGAUUGGAGCAAUAACUCUUUCUUCCUCUAUGCUUUAGACUGUAACUGAGCAUCAUAACCCCUGUUAUUAGCAAACAAAUGGUACUGCAGUAUUAGAUGUCCCAAAUGUCCUCUGUGAAUAUGAAUUGUAAAUAUUUGACAAAAUAUAUCAGACAUGCUUUUUAAAGGCCCAUUAUUGCACAAAGUAUGAGACCUGGUUGUAUUUUUGUGUCCCAUAGGUCAAUACUGAUUUGGUUGAUUUGCUUUUUUUCUCUCUUUUUUUUUUUUGUUUGUUUUUUAAAAUGUCUUUGCAAAUAUUGCUGGCAUGUUAGGGUUAUUCUUUUAACUUGUUUGUCAUUUUCUGAAUGCUGUAAUUUUAUAAUCCCCCCCCCCUCCCCCCAAAAAAGGUAAUGUUUUAGCGAGGCACUUUUACUUGUGAUGAGUAUCUGAUGAGCUGAAGGUUUAAACUUUCGCACAGUCAGACGAUUUAUUGGAAGGUGACAGAACUGAGCGAACUCUGUCAGGACGGUCACUCACAUGAAAUGGUUUUUGCUGUGUUUCGUGUGAGGUGAUCUGUAUGGAUUUGAUCUGCAGUACAGUGAAGACAGGAAGACGCACUCCUCAGUUUACCGACAAACCUGGUCCCUGCAGUGUCCCCACCCACCACCCAGCGGCUCUGUCUGUCAAAUGUAUUUUUUUAUUUACACCUUCUUCUUUUGACUGUUUUUCUCAACUCGCUGAAUCUACCUUUUCAACAUGCGCAAUCCAAAGAUAUUUUUCCACAUCUCUGUAUAGUUUCUGGUGUACAUUUUUUACGAUGUGUUAUAUUAGCCUGAUGGUAAAUGGGUACAUAUCAUGGCUCUGUAAAGGCAUACGAUGGUCGUGUACUGUAAGCAUAAAGGGCACGAGGCUCAGUUGUUCUGCAAUGAGAAACCAUGAGAGCAGUGCAAAGAGGACUGGAAACUCACAACUCUGCAACCGAAAGUUUUUACAUCGAGGAAAAAAAGAAGAAGAAGAACAGCAUGUUUUGCUGUGAAAGAGAAAAUACCAAUAGAAUGAAAUCCACUUAAAGACAUAUCAAUAUCCCUUCUAUUUUUUCAGGAAACAUCAUUUUGUGUCCAGAUUUUGUUACUUCAGGAAAAGGGAACUUUGUAGAGUUUGAAUGAAGGGCAAAAAGAGGCAAAUGGUCAUUUGGUUUGUUUUUGUUUUUCUUUCUUUGGAGGUAAGAUAAGCUGUCAUUUUACAGGAUGUAUAUUGCAGAUUUUUUUUUUCUGUUGAUGUUGAUAUUGUUGUAAAUACAAAUUUCUAUUUAAACACUCUUGA
Molecule: messenger RNA, 6851 nt
Organism: Scatophagus argus
Lineage: Eukaryota; Metazoa; Chordata; Actinopteri; Scatophagidae
Product: nuclear receptor coactivator 3-like
Exons: 23
Coding region: 236-4930 (1564 amino acids)
Biological process (GO): cellular response to hormone stimulus; positive regulation of transcription by RNA polymerase II
Cellular component (GO): nucleus
Molecular function (GO): nuclear receptor binding; protein dimerization activity
Source: RefSeq, a predicted model, not a curated record